GUCUCUCACUUCAGGCGCCAAGAUUUGACCCCGUUUUCAAGGUAAAGCGACAGAAUUUGUUGAUUCCUCCUUUUUUUUUUCUUUCUUUCUUUUUUUUUCUUGUUGUGAGAAAUAUCGUGAAGUUGAUUCCACUCGUGUGUCUUUAUAAGCUUAGCUGAAAACAUUACAGAAAAACGCAUGUCUCUGUCAGAGUGGCGCUAAAGCUCAAGAGCUGUUAUCAUUUUUAAUGCCUGUUCUACUUGGACCAAAUCCAGAGACAGAGAAAAAACAUCACCUGGUUCAGCUGGUGAAUUAAGGUCAUGAUAUCGUCUGUUUCCAUGCUAAACCACAAAGGAAAACAGAAACACGCAUUCAAAUAUAGAAAUAUAAAAAUGAAAACUUCUACCUGAGCCAUGACUGUUCAUGUGAUCUGGAGUUUUUCUGUUCUGUUUCUUCUUGGUUGCACUCACAGAUGAAUCCCUUUGUGUUCUCUGAUGUUUUAAUUUAGUGUAAAUCUUUGUGCAGUGAAUGUGUCAGUGUAGCCUCUGCCUCUGACUCGUGUUUCUGCUUCUUUAUUACAGAAGAAGAUGAUCAUGGAAAUCAAAGAGAACGGGAUGCUGAACGAGUCAGAGUACUAUGAAUAUGGAUCAAAUCUUGACUUGGACAUGAUUGACGGUUGUUCUCCCCCUAACUCUGAGGAUGUUGACUUGAUUCUUUACAUGGUUGCCUUCAUCCUGGGCUUUGCAGGAAACAGUGUUGUGAUCAUUGCAUACUUCUUCUACAAGACGACCAAAUCCAUGUCUGACAUCUACCUGCUCAACGUCGCCUUCGCAGACCUGCUGUUCUCUAUGGCGCUGCCUCUCAUCGUGUACAACGAACUGACUUCCUGGUUCAUGGGGUCGCUGGCUUGCAAAAUGCUGCGCAGUUCCUACACCAUCAAUUUUUACGGCGGCAUGCUUCUGCUCGCCUGCAUCAGUGGCGACCGCUACAUUGUCAUCGUCCAAGCUCACCGCAGCACCAGACCACGCUCGCCACAGCAAAUCCACCUCAUCUGCGGCAUCGUCUGGGUCACCACCUUUCUGCUGUCAGUCCCCACCUUUAUUUAUUCCAGCUGGUAUGAACAGUCUGACGGGGACUUCAUGAAUGGGAUCUUUGACUUUGGACCUCCUCACUACGUCUGUGAAGACCGACUAAUGGAGGACGCCACAGGUUUUAAAGCCAUGAAGGACGUCUACAGCACCCAGCUGGCUGUGGGCUUCUUCCUCCCGCUGCUCAUCAUGGUCUUCUGUUUCUCCUUCAUCAUCCCCACCCUGAUGGGAGCCAGAAACUUCCACCAGCACAAGGUUUCAAUGGUGGUCCUGACAGUGGUAGUGCUGUUCAUCACCUGCCACCUUCCAUAUAAUGUCGUUCUGUUCUAUGACACCAUCCUGAUGUCCGAUCCGCUGACAUGUGAAAGUUUUAAAACCUGGAAAACUACCAAGACAGUGACACAGACCAUCGCCUACAUGCACUGCUGCCUGAACCCGCUCCUGUACCUGAUCAUCUGGUUGAUGUUCAGACAACGUCAGGAGGACUGUCCAGAACCUGUGGUGUCUGAGGAAGAGGGACAUCACACCUCACCACUUCUUUGA
Molecule: messenger RNA, 1610 nt
Organism: Xyrichtys novacula (pearly razorfish)
Lineage: Eukaryota; Metazoa; Chordata; Actinopteri; Labriformes; Labridae
Source: the annotation of a GenBank genome assembly